AUGGCUCCAGCUUCCAGCUUCCGUGGACACCAGUGGACUUACAACCCUAUCCGAGGGUCCUGCCUGCUCCUGCUGCUGGUCAUGUCAAAUCGGCUCCUUUGCCAAGGCAACUUAUGCCCGUCCUGCGGUCCUGACACGUUUAAAAUCCCCCUGAAAUCCCUUAAAGCGCUGUUUACCCGUGCCUUCGGGCUGUCCCACGACAUCAACAACCUUUCCACUAUGAUGUUCCUUGAGUUUGAUGAAAAUUAUUCCCAGGGUAAUCCGGAGUUUAAUAAUGCCACUGAUUACUGCCACACCAAUCCCCUCCAUGCUCCUGAAGAAAGAGAAAAAGCCCAACAGAUGAACAAUGAAGACCUUAGUAAGUGGAUCCUCAUGUUACUAUACUCCUGGGAUAUUCCUCUGAAUCAUCUAGUCAUGGACCUGCGAAAUAUAAAAGAAGUCUCAAAUACUACCCUAUCAAGAGCCAGAGAGACUGUGAAAAAAGUACAAAAACUUAAGCAACUCAUAGAGAGGCAAUUCAACCAGCUUAUUUUUCCAGCUAGGAAGAAGAUGGUCGAUACUCACAUUUACUGGACAGAACUUCAAUCCCUGACGUCCAGAGAUGAAAAUAUACGUCACCAUGCAUUUUUUAUCCUGUUCCGGUGCCUGCACAGGGACACACGUAAAGUUGACAUUUACACCAAGAUCAUGGCAUGCCGAAUCCACAACGUGUGCUAA
Messenger RNA from Cervus elaphus (red deer), 717 nucleotides. RefSeq names its product placental prolactin-related protein 3-like. Gene Ontology annotation, cellular component: extracellular region. The transcript has 5 exons. Bases 1 to 717 code for a protein of 238 amino acids. Gene Ontology annotation, biological process: positive regulation of receptor signaling pathway via JAK-STAT; positive regulation of cell population proliferation; female pregnancy. The record is from RefSeq and is a predicted model, not a curated record. Gene Ontology annotation, molecular function: prolactin receptor binding; hormone activity. NCBI's taxonomy places the organism in Eukaryota, Metazoa, Chordata, Mammalia, Artiodactyla, Cervidae.